Messenger RNA from Histoplasma mississippiense, 1491 nucleotides. RefSeq lists its product with no specific name. The record is from RefSeq and is a predicted model, not a curated record. The coding region runs from base 1 to 1491 and encodes 496 amino acids. The transcript has 2 exons. NCBI's taxonomy places the organism in Eukaryota, Fungi, Ascomycota, Eurotiomycetes, Onygenales, Ajellomycetaceae.
AUGAAUGUUGCUGUGAUUCAACCUCCAAGUGAAUCUGCGCUACGCAACAGCACCAGGCAACGCCUAAUUCUUAGCCCCAACGAACAAGAGAACCCAUUUAUAGCAAUUCGCCGCUAUGCUGAUGAGCAAUUCUCAGCAUUACUGCAAUCUUUUAUAGGACUUCCAUCUGUGUUUUCACCUCCCUCUCCAAGGGAUUGGUUGUAUUUCCAAGGAGGCGAUCCCGCAAUAAGAUUCCAUCGUCACAGAUUCCAAACACAAGAAACUGGCGUUGAUACUCAGGACUCACAGUCAAGGAUCGGCUCACGUCAGAGCUCCGAGAAGUGCGCCUGUGGGCGUGAUGAUACCGUGAAAUCGUCGCGCUCUGAUGGGGAUGGCAUGUUUGAUCAGCGGUGGUUAGAAAGCCGACGACAUUUUGAGCACCAAUUUCCGUCUUCGAUUUUUGAAUCGCCGUUGGAGAACUUGUGGCCCUUUGACCCGUUGCAUUUCUUCUCGUUUCUACCCCGUCCUAGCUUCCCUUAUUCCUUCGACUUCCUCGGCUCUCCAAGCUCUCCGGGAUGGCCCAUCUCGUACCUUCUUUUUUCACCGUAUUCUCCACUCCACCUCGAACGUCAACAAAAUAUAAGAUGCAAGCCACAUGAGAAUCCAAUUUCUUCACUGCGCCCUGCCUUAGUACCCUUUCAUGAUGCCCAGGAGCCUGAGACCCCACGUUGGCGAGAGGCUUUUGAAGAUCUGUUGCGCGUCGAAAAUGGUCAAGAUAUGUUAAAUGGUGACGUAGGUGCGGUGGCCCGAAAAGAACAGCCAAAGGAUUGGGUAUCCGGUAUGAUCAGCAGGGGCAGCCUUGGUCCGCAUUGGACGCAUGUCAAAAACGGACGAAUCGACUAUUUCAACUACACAUACAAGCAGUCCACUGAUGAAGCAGAUAAAUGGAAGGUUUCCCAGUCCGACUCUUCCAACGGGUAUGGUGAUCGGAAACACGAUGCGCCGGAAGAAAAGUGGCUCACAGAACUUGACCUUUACGAGAAGUUUCUGGACCAGGCGAACGAGCCAUCGGAUGAAGAGAGUAUACCCUUAGUGAGUCCACUCAUGGGGAUGUUAAUUGAAGGUCGCCUAGGAAGAAGAAGGCUAUUGGACGAACAAAGGCGAUGGCAUCAUGCGGCUGAGAAUAAUGAUUUCGACAAUGAGAAGGGUGACUCAGACGCAAAGUCCAAUGCAGCAUCCCCUAUGAAAACUUCACAGCAACAUUCCCCUUCUCCUUAUGUAACUUCCAUCAUCACCACCACCGCGCGAAGGACUCUCCCCGAUGGCUCUGUCCAGACUACCAUCACUCGAAAGAAGCGGUUUUCUGACCAAACAGAAGAAAACAAUGAAACAGUUCACGUGGAGAAGGCUGACGAAUUGCCGUCACAAAGCGAGAACAACAAACCACAGAGCCUUGGACAGACUAAUGAUCAUGGUGGCCAGAAGAAGGGUGGCUGGUUCUGGAAGGAUUAA